Messenger RNA from Ostertagia ostertagi, 321 nucleotides. The record is from the annotation of a GenBank genome assembly. Lineage: Eukaryota; Metazoa; Nematoda; Chromadorea; Rhabditida; Trichostrongylidae.
AUGAAUAAUAAGAACCAGCUGGUGGUUGGCGCUUAUUCGGAUGGUUUGUAUAUCGUUGAUCCGGAAACAAAAAAGUACCAGCAACUUAUGAAGGGGAAUACAGCGGAGGAUCUUAACUCGAAUGAUAUUUUCUGCAUCUCGAAAGAUCGUAGUGGCAAAAUGUGGAUUGGGACCAAUGGAGAAGGUGUGAAUGUAAUGGAUGAGAAUAAUAAGAUAAUAAAGAAAUAUACGCCGAACCCGAAAUAUGCAAAUGAUGUCCUGCUACCCGUCAAUGGUUUUAUAAGGGAUAUACAGGAAGAUGAUAACGGAAAUAUCUGGAUA